Hippoglossus stenolepis (Pacific halibut) is the source of this 2247-nucleotide messenger RNA. RefSeq names its product interleukin 2 receptor, beta (gene il2rb). The transcript is spliced from 10 exons. Lineage: Eukaryota; Metazoa; Chordata; Actinopteri; Pleuronectiformes; Pleuronectidae. The record is from RefSeq and is a predicted model, not a curated record. Gene Ontology annotation, molecular function: protein binding; cytokine receptor activity. The coding region runs from base 336 to 2027 and encodes 563 amino acids. Gene Ontology annotation, biological process: immunoglobulin mediated immune response; cytokine-mediated signaling pathway. Gene Ontology annotation, cellular component: external side of plasma membrane.
UCCUCUCUCAGCUUCAACACACAGCUUCAAUACACAGCUUCCUGUAAGCCCCAGACGCCCGCUGUGGUUAAAAGUGAAAAAAUGUUGCUGGGCACUUAAAAGAAGAGAGCAGAGCGAGAAUGAGGAGACGGAGGGAUAAGUGUGAGUGUCAGAGAGAGAGCGAGAGAGAGGUAGAGAUGUGCCAGUAGAAGAAAAGGGGAGAGAAAGAAAGAAAGAAAGAAAGAAAAGGGGGCGAUACAGAAGAAAAGAAAAUCCCCCAAGUCAUCGGUCAAGCGGGGACGAGGACAAUGUGUUCCCUCUCUGGGACGCCCUGCUGCCUUCACUGACCAAGACCAAUGAGUUAUAUCGUGGUCAUGGAGAUGCUGUGGCCCCUCAUAGUCCUGUUUGCAGCCAGCACAGCCCACUCCCACAAAGAGUCACAAACUCGAGGACUCGCCUGCGUGAACGACUUCGUCCGAAACGUCAGCUGCACGUGGAGCAGCUCUCCAGUGGCUCCUGGUGUUGACUGUUGGAUCCACGGUACAAAGACAAUCUGGAUCUUCGAGAACCAAACACGAUACUCCAGACUAAUUAUUCAGAGCUGCAAGCUGAAACCUCACGAAACGUCUCCUCCAGGCUGUACUUUUGCCUUCGAAAAUCACGUUUUCAACCGUUAUGAAUUCAACAAUAUCAGCAUGGAGUGUGACGGCAAGUUGUUGGAGAACCUUCCAAUGUUUGAGCCAUACAAACACAUUCAAAUGAAUCCUCCAGGUGUUCCUGCCGUCAGCAGCACUGCUAAUGAGACCUUGAUAUCAUGGAGUCCAGGCAGUCCUCUCUCAAGCUUCCUCAUCACCCUUAACUUCCAGGUUCAGAUCAAACUGAAACAGCAGAUGUGGAAGGAGGACAGUACUUUGUCCACACAAGAGCCGCAGUUAAAAAUACAUGCUCGGCAGCCAAAGGGCCACUACCAGGUCCGAGUGAGAGUCAGUCCCGGCGGCACGCACAGCGGCCACUGGAGCAACUGGAGUCCCACAACAUCCUGGACCGCAUCACACGGGCAAGAUCGUCUUCUGCCGCCGACGCUGCUGAUAAUGUGGGCAGUGAUGUUGCCCGUGGGUUUCCUUGUUGUAGUUCUGGUCUUUUACCUGUGUUGUGUGCACAAGGGCUGCUGCAGGCGGCUCAAAGUGAAGCCGGUGCCAAACCCUUCCUACUACUUCCACACCAUCCACUCUGUCCAGGGAGGAAAUCUCAAGAAAUGGCUGAAUCCUCUGUCAGCUCCUGAAUCGUACUUCAUGGCUCAGCCAGGCGAUCACAUCUCCCCGGUGGAGGUGUGUGAAGGCUGGGAUACUGUCCCCCCCGCCUCUCCUUCCUCCAUCUCCACCAUCGCUCUGCUCCACAUCGGGGGCUUCCCCUCUGCCGGCUCUGACACCAGCAAAGUUGUGGAUGACUCCUCCUCCUCCUCCUCCUCCUGCUUCUCUAACAUGGGCUACUUCAUGUCCAGCACCUCCAGCAGCGUAGCUCGAACUGACCCCAAUCCCGUCUACUUCACCUACCAGGACGAUUUCCACAACCUGCACAACGAGGGCCGGCUUCACCUCGCCCUCUGCCCCUCCCUCACCUCCUCCUCAGCCUACGAGCGUCUGAAGAGGGAGCCGCAGAGCCCAGACUCAGGCUUUGGCAUCGGACAGGAAGACGAAGAGGACAAGUCGGACAAGACGAGCAUGGCUGCAGAAGGGGACGAGGUCUCAGAUGAUCCCCUGAGCUCACCUCCUCUUAUCCUCCCUCUGCAUCCUCCUUCCUGGGUGUGCUUUCCCUCCUCUGUCCUGUCCCCUCUUCACCUCCCCGGUCUCAAUCAGAUAUACUCUGAUAGCCAGGAGGAGGAGGAGGAGGAGGAGGAGGAAGAUGUGGCAGCUGCUGACAGUAACUACGCGGCCUGGCCUGUGGCUGGCCCCAUGUGCAGGUCGUCCUCAAUGUCUGCUGAGCCUUGUAAACGAGGCUAUCUCACAAUCAAAGAACUACAGACCACAUUCAGCAAUAAAUCUAUCUGACGAAUUCCAGGAGAAUCCCUGUGUGAUCAUUUAACAUGUGAUCUGUGUAUACUGUGUAUUGUAGUUUGAGAGUGGAGCGCUCAUGUGCAGUUUCAGCUCAGAAGAGGCGAGCUGAGAGGUAGAUGUUGCUACGCUACACGUGCUGUAAUGUGUUUCCGUUGCAUUCGUUGACAUCUGUGUAGAGACCAAACUAAAUAAAAGCUCUGGUAGAAAUGGGUCA